Molecule: messenger RNA, 720 nt
Organism: Orbilia oligospora ATCC 24927
Lineage: Eukaryota; Fungi; Ascomycota; Orbiliomycetes; Orbiliales; Orbiliaceae
Exons: 3
Coding region: 1-720 (239 amino acids)
Source: RefSeq, a predicted model, not a curated record
AUGGCCGAAGCCGAGACCACGGGCUCCACCCAAGCCGGGCCCAAAAUUACUUUGAUCUGGCUCAAUGAAUCCCGGGCCCAGCGGAUUGUCUGGCUCCUUGAGGAGCUGGGUCUUGAGUACGAGGUGAAGGCGUACAAAAGGAGAGAGGAUAAACAAGCCCCGGCGGAACUAAAGGAGUUCCACCCUCUUGGAAAGGCCCCUGUCCUCAUUAUAGAUGGCCGAACUCUCGCAGAGAGCGGGUUCAUCGUCGAAUACCUUGUUGAUAGGUUUGGGCCUAGACUGAAGCCACCCACAGAUGAUGCUGAUAAUUAUCUCCAAUACAAACAUUUGCUCCAUUACGCCGAAGGUAGCUUGCAGCCCUAUCUACUACUGGCGCUGGUGGUCUCGAUGAUUAAAGGCGCCCCAGUACCUUUCUUCAUCAAACCUAUCACUAGUAGAAUCGCAGAUCAGCUCUCAAAGCCAUUUAUAACUCCCAAUUUGGUCUCUAAUUUUGACUAUCUUGAAAGCCUCUUAAAAGGCAAGCUCUUCUUCGUUGGCAACGAGCUUUCCGGAGCGGAUAUCCUGCUAUCUUUCCCCGUUGAGAGUGCAGCUGGAAGAGUGGGCAGUUGGUUCAAUAAAGAAAAAUAUCCUAACCUUUUUGCCUGGAUGGAUAGGAUCAAAGAGAGACCAGCGUACACGCAGGCCCAUGAUAAGGUCGCGAAAAUUGAAGCUAAUUUAUAA